Hippocampus comes (tiger tail seahorse) is the source of this 7987-nucleotide messenger RNA. RefSeq lists its product as uncharacterized. Bases 22 to 7872 code for a protein of 2616 amino acids. Lineage: Eukaryota; Metazoa; Chordata; Actinopteri; Syngnathiformes; Syngnathidae. Gene Ontology annotation, cellular component: cell surface. Gene Ontology annotation, biological process: cell-matrix adhesion. The transcript is spliced from 64 exons. The record is from RefSeq and is a predicted model, not a curated record.
ACAUGUCUGAGCAGAAUUUCUAUGAAGAAUAAAAGGGCCCUGUUAUCAUCCUAUAAUUUCAUGGUGGCUACGCCGACCUUGUGGAUCGCUCUUGCAUUUUGUCGCCGUGGUGUUGUCCAGCGUUUGACACGAUGUCUCUGCUUGCCUCCCCAGCGACCCGUGCGACAAAACCGCACUCAUCUUCAUGAGAGCUGCAACAUCAUGAGAUCCGGCUACAUUUUCCUGCUCCUCUACCUCCUGUGGGGUUGCUUUGUGCCAUCGAGUCAACAAGGAGAAGCAAGAUGCAAUUCGACCGGCCAGGACCCAGAUGCCGCGAGCUGCUUCCUCCAGUGUGUGGGCUCACCUGCAUCAAACACCGGAAGGGACUACAUGCGGAAUCUGAAAACAAUGCUGGAAGCGGCAAUAGAUAUUUAUACCUUCAUGAGGUCCAGUGCAAAAGGAGCGCACCUCAGCCUAGAGGGAGCCAUCUUUUUGGACCCUGACGCGGAGCCGCUCCAUAAUGAAGCCCUUGUAGAGAUGUGGAUGGAGGUCAAGGUGGCACCGCUGUUGAAGUCAAUCAACAGACACGUCCUGGUCUGCCUCAGCAACAAGAACUUUAGCUGCUCCACCUACCAAACAAUGGUGAAGGAGCUCAGCCGGCAUUUCUCUGAGAUGAAUCCUGCCAGACAACAAUGGAUCUACUCAUUCUUUAUGUAUCCCUUCCUGUCGAGAAAUGGAGUCACUGGUUGCGUGAAUCCAAAUGAGAGCAGUGAAGAAUGGCUGAUGAAGAAUUUCGGUGCUUUCAACGUCAUGGCAAGAAUCAGUGAUUUACCAGCACUCAAUAUGGUUUUCAGCGGCCUGGAAGUUCUACACCUUCUCUCCCCGGCACAAAAGGCCGAACUGCUUUUGAGGCCUGAGGUGGCGGGUUUGUCCAAGGACUCCCUCUCGCUUAUCUUCCACAGUUUGAUGUCAGAUGGCCCGCUAGCCAACACCACCAACAAUUAUGAAGGGAUCCACAACUGGACCGAGCCUGAAUACCCCCAAACGACAUACAGCCCGUAUUUACCUCCAUCCCCUCAUAACACUCUCACAGAGGUGAUCGAAGGCACCAGAAUGGCUUUUCAACCCAUCAUGAGCUUCGUUCAUAACUUUGUCACUUUCACCAAACGGAGACACGUAUCAGGAAUAAGAAGCAGCACGCUGAUGCAGUUCCUGCUCAACUGGACUCUGGCGGAGAUGGCGAGUCAUUACAGGCCCUAUUAUUCACCUGUCCCUCUGGAGGUGCCAGAAUUAGACGAAAUGAAGGACUGGUAUCGAAAUGUUGUCCUGCCCAUACUGCGGAGGUUCUCCAGUGACGAACAAUCCCUCAUGAGUGAUCAUCUCCUACUCGCCUUUCGCCAUGUGUUCAACUUGGAUCACAAUGUAGACAAUGGAACGGUCGACGUCCAGGAUGUUUGCCGCGUCGCUCUUGAUGGCAAUCCUUGUGGGUUGACUGAUGCAGUGGGAAACGUGGCACGCAUCAUGCGCUGCGCAGCUCGAACCAACCUGACCAUGUCUGAAGGGAACGUCAUGAGACUGAUUUUGGAGUUGACGGAACAUCUCAACUUAUUGAUACAGGAGUUUGUCACAGCUAACUUCACAGAAGUGGCGUCUGACUUCCGGCAGAUCUUAAGCGAAGCAGACUCUCACAGUUUUACUCAGGAUAACCUACAUGACCCGGAAUUCGUCACCAUAUGGUUUCAUAUCAAGCUAUCACCCCUCCUUCCCCACAUCCCCACGGACUUGCUAUCCUGCCUGAGCGGCAACAACUUCUCCUGUCCCGCUUACCAAGCCCUCGUUGCUCUCCUCAGCCAACACAUGAGCUACUUUGAACCCCUUUCACUACACCACCAAAACAUUUAUACGCACUUCGUCUACUUCUUCCUGAGGCGUCACAACAUGUCUGACGCGUGUUUCUCAGCUAACAACAGCACCGAAUGGCUGUGGAAAAAUUUUGGUUCCUUCUCGCACGUGGCUGACAUCGCAGACUUCUACGACCUCAACCCCAACUUCUCAGGCCUGGAGGUUCUGGAUCAGCUCUCUCCAAGACAGACGGCGCAGCUGAUGUUCCUGCCUCGCCUGACUCCUCCCGAGAAGGACGAUGUGAUUCGUGAGGUGUUUGAUUUCCUGCUGGAGUCCCCCAGAGAGAGGAGGCUUCUUGAGAUCUUGCAUGCUUUGCGCCUGGUGGCUACUGAGGUCCAGCCUCCUUGUGCAGUCUCUCAAACCAUUCUUGGGCAGCUACAAAGAGUCAUUGUGUCCGUGCCUCCUGACAUGGAGUUUCUCGUACGGGAUAAAGUAGACCAAUUCAUCCAAUCCACACCUAAAGAGUGUGUGUCUGACAACAUAAAGUGCUUGAUGAUCCAGAUCAAUGCAACUGAUGUCUGCAAGGGAAUCGACAGCUCCGACAUUCAUUUGGACUUGAGCACAUCUGUGGACAUCCCCUGCAACUUUACACUGGAGGACUAUGCGUGUUCACAGCUGCAGAACUUUACGGCAAAUCAGCUGGCGUCUCUUCUGUCGUGCAAUCUCACCGGCAACAGCAAACGGUCCAGAGUGCUAUGGAAGAUCCUGCUCAAUCAUCUUUCGCCCAUCUUGGAUCCAGCUUUGGACAUGCUGGCCAGCAUCCCCAAGAACACAAUCGGACCAUCUGCGCCUGAGAUUCUGGACGUGAUCGGUGAGACCCGCGUGGCGUUGCUGAGCGACGAACAGCUGAGGAACAGCAACGUCAUCGCCAGGUGGUUCUCAGGGCGCCUGAAGGGCUUCCUGCCGUUUGCGUCCGACAAUUUCCUGCGCUGCCUGAGCUACAGGAACCUCAGCUGUCAGUCAUAUCAGGAGAUCCUGGAGAUUUUCAAGCAACACUAUGACAACAUCACCCACACGCGGCGGAUCGGGAUCUUGCAGCAAUUCGUCGUGAAUUUCCUGUCUGGUCCAGUCUCAGGCCCAAGCUGCCUCUCAGGAUUCAACAGCAGCACAGAGUGGCUGAUGGUGAAUGUGGGUCCAUUUUCCCGGUUUUUGACCUUCGAAGAGAUUCUGCAGCUAAACCCGGAUUUCAACCCUCUGGAGGCCCUGCCUCUUCUGUCUUUACGGCAACGGCUGGACCUGCUGUUCACUCCGUCUCCCGGUCUCCCGGAGAUAGACAUCAUCAUCGAUGCGGUGUUUGAUCACCUGACCAACUCGCCCGAGGAACGCUUAAAAAUCCCUGAAUUCCUCACGCACCUUGUCAAACACCUUCAACCGCCGGUCAAUGGAAAUCUUUCCUGUUCAUCCUACAAAAUGCUUUUCACAAGAUUGGACCUGGCCUUGCAGACCGUUCCUCUCCGCGUGAUGUCGUCCAUCACCUCCAGCAAGAUGGAACUGGCUGAGCUCCUUCCAUCUGGUUGCAUCAUCUACAGUGGAGAGUGCACUGUCACCCCAAUAAAUGCCACAGAGAUAUGUAUGGCAGUCAACAGCACUGCACUUCAGCUCCUACUGGACAACGGGACGCAUGAAGGACACCUCUGCAACUUUGCCGUGGAGCAAUUUGCGUGCGCAUCGCUGACGGCACUAACAGAUCAGGAUCUGGCUGUGAUCUUUACCUGCAACCCCUCUGGCCAUCUUCCCUUUUGGAAGCUCCUCCUCACCAAAUCUUCUCAUUUGCUGAACGAGUCUCUGGACCUUCUCACCAACAUGACAUUUAAUCCCGGGAAUUCAGCAGCCUCCGUCAUUUUGGACGCUAUCCGAGAAGUCCAAUUGGACGCCUUCCCUGGAGCCUUCAUCAAUGAUCUUGACCUGAUCAAGCUCUGGUUCAAACACAGGCUUCACCCUUUUCUGCAUGCAGUCUCUCCUGAUUUCCUGUCUUGUCUCACCACCAAGGAUUUGGAUUGCACCAGCUACCAACACAUCGUGCAGGCUCUGAGUCACGUUCAGCCAAAUAUGAGCAUUGCCGCACAGACGUCUUUUGUAUCACACUUCAUCAAGAUCUUCCUGACCCGCAAUGACACAGACGAUCCCAGCUGCAUCACCCACAGCAGCAACAGCAGCGAAUGGCUGCAGUUAAAUUUUGGCGCCUUCUCUCACCUUGUGCUCCUCAGCGAGCUUCAGAUGCUCCAUCCCAACUUCUCACCGUUCGAGGCCUUACCACAAUUAACGGUGAGACAGCUUGCUGACCUGUCCUCCACGCCGGGUGCACUCACCAGCCCUGCCCAGGUCGCCAUGGUGAUGGAGCAUGUCCCCAACCAGUCCCUGCCCACCUUCUUUGAUGACUUCUCCCCGUCGAUCAAGGGUAAAGAAAGUUUCUAUCCUGCCCCAGUGAGGUCAGCCCUAUUGGAGGUUGUGUUCGAUCGUGCGAGUCUCUCCGAACCAUCCGUCCGCGACUCCGUGGUCUCGGCGUGGCUCCGGGUUCGACUGCCCCCCUUGCUGUUCCAACUGUCGCCGCGGCAUGUUUCGCCGUUUUUCAAAAUACUGUCGGCAAAGAACUGCAGCGUCGAGCGGCAAGGAGUCAAGGAGCUCAACACCACCAUCUCAAGUCUCAGUGACCGUACACAGAAGGAAGUACACAACCACAUUGUUCAGGCUCUGAAAGGACCAGUACCUCUGCGUUGCUAUGCCAACAACCAAAGUUACUACGGCUUCCUGCAAAGUUCAUUUCUGGGCUUCCAGCUACCCAACCUGACCACCUUCCUGUCGCUCAUUCCUCAGAACAAAAGGAAUCAGUUGGUGAACUCCGUGGCUUCGUCGGAGCUUGGCAGCUACCUUCGCCAGCCUGACAUUGUUGACGAUGAUGCCGAACUUUGCUCCAUCUUCGGCAAUUACCUCGAGACGCCCUCGUUCUUGGAGAAGGAAACACUCCCAGUGGCGGUGAGGAGGCUCACGCUACCCUGCGUGUGGCCUUUGGCUCUCGGCAGCUCCAGCAGAUCGGAGGUCAAAGCCUGGUUCGACCGACGCCUCGCCAACUACUUGAAUUUCCUCACCAGGGAUCUCAUCGGAAACGUCACAACAUACAACACCUCCUGCUUGGCUUUUCAGGAAUUUGUAUCGGUUCUUGGCCUGUUCAACUUCUCUGCUGUGGACUUUGUGAGGCGAGAUGUGUUUGAUACCAUCACGAUUUACCUUAACUCAGCGUCAGCGCCCAAGUGUUACAACGCAAGUGACCCAGAGCUCAACUCAACAGCAUGGUUUGCAGAAUAUAUUGGACCGUUCAUUGAGUUUAUCACUCUGCAAGAUUUUUUCACUUUCGGCUCCCCAGAGGUUCUCCAGUUGUUCACUGUGGACCAACAGAACAUCGCCAUCUUCAACCAAACCGUCUUACCUGUCGACGUUGUGAACUACUACACAGAGCUGCUAUACAAGCAGGACAGCAACUUUAACCCCAUAUUCCUUCCUCUGUCAUUUCGCUGCUUCGUGCCAGGGAUGGCAUUCAGCCAGUUAUCGGCAGAUGAAAGCAUGCUGGUUCUGCACAACCUGACCACGCUGUGUGUUGACCUGGAUCCACAGGUAGCCGCUGCUUUGGCGGGCAAUCUCGGCGACGAGAUUGACGCCGCAUCCAUCGCAGCCCUCGGCAAAGAAAGCACCGGCAUCUCAGUGGGCCAGAUUAAAACGAUCGACGGCAAGGACUUACACGAGGCCCUGGGUACCCUAAGCAAUGUGACGGGCUGGCAUACAGGCCAGGCCAAGGCCAUUGUCUUGACUCUCCUGUCCUCGGGGCUCAUGCAGAUCAACAAUGCAUCAUCACUUUUGAUGCUGGGUUCUCUCAUCAUCGGCGUGCCCGCAAAUACUUUCAGCAACAUUGACGGGUUGGAGGUGAUCACCGCUUCCAAGGACCCAACGUUCCUGAUGCACCUCACAACCGCCCCGCGGAUCAUCCAGCUGGUGGUUGUGUCGCAGAUCAUCUCGGUGAACAGCAGCAGUGACGAUGUCGUGGAGAACAUCCCGGAUGAUUUGGCCACGGAGAUCCCCGGCUCUCUGCUUUUGGGUGUUAGCAGCACCGAGAAGGUUCUCGCCAAGCUCAACAAGAAGAAAUGGAAACGCAAGCAGGCCGAGUUGCUCUUUGAGGUCGUUGCUGUGGAAUCGGCCACAGCACUGCUGGGAAGUGCGGACAAUUUGUCGUCGUCUGUGCUGCAAGGCUUCACGUGCAGUUCAGUGAGGACGUUCCAAAAGUCGCAAGUCAAAAAGCUGAUCCGGGCGUGCCGGAGGAAAGGCAGAAACAAGGUGAAGCUGGCGGAGACUCAGCUAACCUGCAUGUACAACCACAUCAAAGAUGAGUCGGACGCCACCAGCUUUGAGCUUUACCCUCACGAUAUGCUGCUAUAUUACAAUUACUCGUUGGUGCCGCAAGACAGCUGCAGAUCUUACUUUGAAGAGCUGGCAGAAGCCGAUUUCUCUGUCUUCUCUUCGGUGCUCAGCAGCGUACCGACCGUUCUGUUUGAAAAUGCCAAGAGCUGCCUGGGUAUCACCAACCAAAGUUUGAGCGAGAACGACAUAUCCGUCUUAGGAAACAUGUGUUGCACUCUGGACGGCGUCUAUAUCAGCAACUCGGACGCAUCUAUCCUGGGAAAACUGCAAAACUGUGCGGAGCUGAGCGAGGGCCAAGUCACGGCUGUGGAAGCUCUCCUGGAGAGCGGCAAUACGACAUACGGUCCUCCGUCAAAUUGGACCAAAGGAACCUUGGAGGAUCUUGGGAUUUUACCUCUCUUUAUGACAUCUAACUUCUACGAAAACUUCAAUCGAGAAACAAAGCGGAGUUUCUUAGAGGACUUCCUGAAGCUUCUCAAGGAAAAUGGCGUGGACAAACAGAAGCGCAAGAGCCUGAAGAAAGAAAUUAGAAAGUCCAUUCGAAAUAAAGUCAAGCGAUCACUCGAAAACGAGUGCACGGUCGGAUCCAUCACGCAGGUGACCAUCAGUGAUGAGGUCUUCCCAUUUGAUUACUUCGACGUGAAUCAGUUCAACUGCUGCCUCAACGCCACCAUCGUCAGAGACAACUUGGGCAGCAUCACGGAGAAGGUGGACCAGGACGAGUACCUCAAGAUCGUGCUGGAAAAGCUGCGAGAGGCAUAUGCCGACCAUUCAAGCAUCCCGGCCGAUCAGGUGGAACUCCUGGGACAGGCGUCACGUCAAGCCACCAGUGGUGACAUCAACUUGUGGAACGUCACUCUGGUGGAUACGCUCUCCUCCCUCAUGGAUUCCUCCAACGGGCCCUGGAACUCAAGCCUGGCGAAGCAGAUCAUCACCAAAUAUCUGAGUCACGACGGGAACACACUCGGCAGUACCGAGCUCAACGUCAUCGGAGGAGACAACCUGUGUUCCCUAGACGCUAAUGUCCUACAAAGCAUUUUGGCACAAAGUCUCAGAAACGCGAGUGUCUUGAAUGUGUCCAUCUGCACUCCGGCGAAAAAACAAGCUCUUUUCGUCAUCGCUCUCAAAGCUUUUGGAGGAACCACCCGCUCAAAUGUCUCCAUUGCGGAGUAUCAGUUCAUGGAGCCGUAUCUUGGGGGCGCACCGCUGGAUUACAUUCGAACUCUGUUGACCGCCAAUAUUAACAUGAACCUGGAAACAUUCAUUUCGCUCGAUCCAUCCGCUGUUAUGGCCAUGAGUGUAGGCGACGUUCGCGAUCUUCUCGGCACCAACUUGCCCAACAUAAAAUGGUACGAAAACCAAGAGCUGGUGAGGAAAUGGAUCCAAAGCCAGAGACAGUCUGAGCUCAACCAACUGGGAGUGGGGCUUCAGGGAGGGAGAGCUGACCCCACAGUCGCGCCCACGGGCAUCACAGCCGAGCCUAACCAGCCAUCAUCGACAACUCAAAGCUCCAGUAGUACCCGUGUGAGCGCAAAGGUCAACGCACUCUUCCUCCUCCUCAUCCUCCUCUUCACUUCUAUGUGACUGACCAACUGAAGAAUAUCAAGAAAAAAAUUCAGCGAUCAACCUCAUUAUAUAACUCAGUGAUUCCCAACCGAUCAUCGGAUGUGAUGUGCGAUAUUAUCAAAUUUCAUUACUU